AUGACGCAUUUUCCACCGCAAUUCCCAGCUGCUUGUCCAUGGGUUACGUCAGUCGGUGGAGUGCGUUACAUCGACCCUGAGCAAGCAGUAUGUUUUUCCUCUGGCGACUUUUCCGAUCUUUGGCCUAGGCCAUCGUAUCAACAGGAGGUAGUAGAAGAUUUUCUCCAGACGCAACUCGGCGACCGACAAAAGGGACUUUUUGACCCUCAUGGGCGUGCAUUUCCAGAUUUUUCCGCCCAAUCAGUCAGAUAUAUCAUCGCUGAUGCCGGCCACAUGAUUUAUAAAGAUGGCACCAGCUGUGCGGCCCCAGCCUUUGCUGGAAUCAUCGGUCUUUUGAAUGCCGCUCGCAUUUCCUCACAUCUUCCACCUUUUGGAUUUUUGAACCCUUGGCUUCAUAGUGUUGGAAAGAAGGGUCUGAAAGAAAUUGUACAUGGAGGAAAUACAAGAUGCAAUGGUCAUUUUUGCUUCGAGGAGGGUUUAAAUGGUAGUCCAAUCGUACCAUAUGCCUCUUGGAAUGCUACACCCGGUUGGGAUUCAGUAACAGGUUUAGGUACUCCGGGUUUCGGAAAGCUAUUGGAAUUGUCUACCCCUCGGAUCUCGAAUUCGGGAGGAAGUGUUUCAUGA
Molecule: messenger RNA, 624 nt
Organism: Botrytis deweyae
Lineage: Eukaryota; Fungi; Ascomycota; Leotiomycetes; Helotiales; Sclerotiniaceae
Exons: 1
Coding region: 1-624 (207 amino acids)
Biological process (GO): proteolysis
Molecular function (GO): serine-type endopeptidase activity; tripeptidyl-peptidase activity
Source: RefSeq, a predicted model, not a curated record